AUGGCCUACUCUACCAACUUCAGGCCCUACGACGCUCGGGAAGGCUUUCACAGGAUUCUUAGAAAUACACAAAAUUGGAUGGAGCAUUGGAUUGAAAGAAAGUUACUGAGUAACGACGAGGUUGCGGCGCGUUGGCUGGAGUCUCUUUAUUAUUUUCCGCACGUUCUUACUCGCUUUCGAAAUUUCCUUGUUUCACACCCCGACAUUCAUGCCGCCGUUGGAUAUCCCGGUAGCGACGGUGCAAUACUUGUCGCUUGUGUUUUGCGGUUUGUUUGCCAAAACAUAUUUGGAGAUUUACCUUGCAGUAUCUCCCCACAGAUAACACAACUACUGAAUACCAUCGAAGACUCUAUGUCGAAUUGUAGCCACCCAAGGAUAGACAGAUCGGCUAGACGUAUUUGGCGAGCACAAGCCAAUCAUGCCCUUUUCACACAUCCGCAGCAUGAUAUCGCUCGUCAAGAACGCAUCAAUACGUACACUUUAGAGCUGGCAGAGAUCUUUGCCUUCGUCUGUACACCUCAUAAGAAAGAUAAAUUUCUUAGCUCGAUAGCUCACAUGAUUAUUGAGCCGAGUUUUGCUCUUUAUGAAGAUAUGAGCCGGAGUCACCUGAAGUACCAAGUCGAUUGGAAAGCUUUUUCAACCGCAAUGCAUGGUCUCUCAACUCAGGGACUCGAAAGGCUGGUUAACGAGACUAACUGCGUAAAUGCCGCCAAUAACAAUUCACAACUUACAGUUGCUGACCUGAGGAUGAAUCCCAAUAUCCAGAAUCCUCAAAAACACAUCUUCUUUCUUUGCAGCAUUUAUCCUGCGUUGAAAGUAGACCAAUUCAUGGGAGACAAUAGUGAGAAAAGAACUUUAGUUCAGGAACGCAUGUUAGUAGCAUGGGAUCCUUCUCGAAUUCAAGGAGACCCAAGCAUAUUGAAAGUAAAUUCAUGGCUUGUCCAGGUUUGCUCAAUGCUAGGAUAG
Xylaria bambusicola is the source of this 966-nucleotide messenger RNA. RefSeq lists its product as uncharacterized. The coding region runs from base 1 to 966 and encodes 321 amino acids. The transcript is spliced from 4 exons. The record is from RefSeq and is a predicted model, not a curated record. Lineage: Eukaryota; Fungi; Ascomycota; Sordariomycetes; Xylariales; Xylariaceae.